AUGGCUUCGAAGACCAUCAUCACCGAUUUACUACCAACGUCUCGACGGGCCAAAGGGCAGGCAGUCCGACGACAGCGGUCAAGGCUGCUCAAUGGAGUUCGAGAAGAUACUUGCAAGACCAAUACCAGUUCUCAAGGCUCUGAGCAAGUCAACAUUCACGAGCAUCCUUCUACGGUCUGUGCUAGUAAAACUGUGUCUAGCCAAUCCAAUCAUAUGCAGGUUUCGACUAAAGAUUCCCAAGAUUGCUCGGAUGACCAGUCUUCUGCAGGUACUCGACAAGGCAUCCAGUCUGAUGGUGAAGUUCGCGAUACCAGUGGUUCAAAAGGCCACUCUUCCAUGCGCUUGAAGCAGUAUCGGAUUGACAAAGGGGAUGGAAACUCAGCCCUCCUUACAGUAAGCGAUCUUCGCUUCUUGGCCAACUCAUAUCCGAAAGAGGAAACGCAGCAUCCGUCUCACAUAAACCCGGAAAUCUUAACGAAAGAUGACAACCUGCAACGCGAUACACCUAACAUAUUUCCUCCUAUCGAGUGUCAGAAGGUUUUCCAUGAUGAGACUCUCCUCGAGACAGAUAACAUUCGUGGCCUCAAGGUCGUCCAGCCAGCACCCAUAACAGGAAGUCUGUAUAUGUAUAGGGGUCUCUACGGGGACUGGCUGUGUGGGCGUUGCGGAAUGCCUGUUUACUGCGAGGAUGACGAGACCUGCUAUUUCGCUGGCUUUGCCUUCUUUUUGGCACGCUAUCCCCGCCGCUUCACGUAUGAUUACGGACGGAAAUACGACGCGCACACGUGUUGGAUGCGGCAGGUGUAUAUUGAGAAAAGGUUCAAUGUAUGA
This is a messenger RNA of Bacidia gigantensis, 831 nucleotides long. RefSeq lists its product as uncharacterized. Bases 1 to 831 code for a protein of 276 amino acids. The transcript has a single exon. The record is from RefSeq and is a predicted model, not a curated record. Lineage: Eukaryota; Fungi; Ascomycota; Lecanoromycetes; Lecanorales; Ramalinaceae.